AUGAGUUAAUAAUUUUAAGUGAAAGGCACCAAAGCAACAUAUAUAAUUUAUGAUAAGGUACUUGGAAAAGGAGCCUACGGGGUUGUUUUACUAGCAUAGGCUGUAAAUUCUGUUAACUAGUUUGCGGCAAAAAUUGUAAAAAAGUCAAUUUUCAUUAUUUAAGAUAAGCAAAAAAUCGCUCAGUCUAACUGAUAUAGUGAAUUUGAGGAACGAAAUAAAUAUACAAUCAAAGUUAUCUCAUCCUAAUAUUGUUUCAAUGGUUGAUGCUUUUGAAGAUAACGAAUACUUAUAUAUGUUACUCGAAUAUUGUAAUGGAGGAUGUUUAUUCACCAAUAUCCAACUAAGUGGGCCAUUAAGAGAAGAAAAGGCUUAUAAAUACUUUGUUCAAAUCGUAUAAGCUGUACAAUAUUUACAUUCAAAGAAUGUUCUUCAUAGAGAUAUCAAAGUAACUCAAUAUAUUUAUCAUAGUUAUCCAACCUACUUUUAACCCACGAAGAUCAGAUUAAAUUGGCAGAUUUUACAUGGAGCACAUCUAUUUCGAUGGGUUACGUGGCUCCUUAAAUAUGUGGUACACUAGAAUAUAUGCCCCCAGAAGUGAUAAAAAAUGGUUUUUAAAAUGAAAAAUUAGAUAUUUGGAGUUUGGGAAUAGUCCUCUAUGUAUUUAAAUGAAUUAUUCUUUAAGGAAAUGCUUCAUAAUGAUCUUCCUAAAAAUGGAUAGUUUUUUAUCAAACAUGGAAUUAGUGAAGAAUGCAAAUAACUGAUGAAACAGAUGUUAGAAGUGGAAACCUACAAAAGACCUUCAACUUCAGACGUGCUUGCUAGUUCAUGGAUCAAAAAAUUUUAGAGAAAUAACGGGUUAACAAUCAACACUUGUAGAAGUCUUUCUGGAAUUACAGAUAAAUUAGGAUCUCCUCAAAAGACUACUUUAAUGGGAUCUCCAAUGGGAUCUCCAUUGAGGACUGCCUUUGGUUCGCCCUUUGGAUCGCCUAUGACAUCACCUUUAAAUUCUCCAUUGGGCAAAUGCACAUUCGGGUCGAAACACGUGCCAACUGAGCCAGUCUCAAAAUAGAGAGUUAGCACUCAUAAACUUUGCUGA
Paramecium octaurelia is the source of this 1096-nucleotide messenger RNA. NCBI's taxonomy places the organism in Eukaryota, Ciliophora, Oligohymenophorea, Peniculida, Parameciidae. The record is from the annotation of a GenBank genome assembly.